AUGAGGCCCAAUGGUGCAGCCGCGGUGUCCGUGGGGCUGUGGGUCUUGGUGACAGUGAACGUGGUGGCGGAACCGGGUGUGACCGAACCCAGGCGCUGCUCCCUCUCUCACUACCGCUGGUUGGACCCCAGGGCGCUGGAGGCGGUCAAGGCGCUGAGGGACCACUACGAGGAAGAGAUGCUGAGCUGGAGGCCGCGGAACUGCUCCUUCCCGCCCACGGAGGGUUCCCCCUCCCCGCAGUCGUGCGCACGGCUCCGCCUGGUGGCCCGGGGCCUCUCGGACGCCCAGGCCGUGCUGAGCAGCCUGCCCAGCCCCGAGCUGUUUCCCGGCGUCGCCCCCACCCUGGAGCUGCUGGCGUCCGCGAGGAGGGACGUGGUGGCCUGCCUCGAGCUGGUGCGUCCAGGAAGAGACUUGAGUCCUGAGUCCACGGGGGACGCUGACCCCACGUCCCAUGGGCGAGGCUCUACUUCUCUGGGUACCAGCAGCCCAGAACCGAGUCUCCAUGGCAGUUCCCACGCCCUGGUUUGA
This is a messenger RNA of Myotis lucifugus (little brown bat), 528 nucleotides long. Its product is annotated as interferon lambda-4-like. The coding region runs from base 1 to 528 and encodes 175 amino acids. Gene Ontology annotation, biological process: positive regulation of immune response; innate immune response; defense response to virus. The transcript is spliced from 5 exons. Lineage: Eukaryota; Metazoa; Chordata; Mammalia; Chiroptera; Vespertilionidae. Gene Ontology annotation, molecular function: cytokine activity. The record is from RefSeq and is a predicted model, not a curated record.